Messenger RNA from Aplosporella prunicola CBS 121167, 474 nucleotides. RefSeq lists its product as uncharacterized. Bases 1 to 474 code for a protein of 157 amino acids. NCBI's taxonomy places the organism in Eukaryota, Fungi, Ascomycota, Dothideomycetes, Botryosphaeriales, Aplosporellaceae. The transcript has a single exon. The record is from RefSeq and is a predicted model, not a curated record.
AUGGGAAAUGCCAAGAAAGGCGGCGUCGCGAAGAAGAAGCGCGGCGUUAGUAAAGGCAUCACCAAGAAAGACGGCAAGAACAAAACCAAGAACAAGCCCAAGUCAAGCAACCCAAAAAGCAUCAAGGCAGGCGACACUACUGAUCCAGAGAAGAGCGACGACGUUGUCGAAAAGCAUCUAGACAAUGAAUACACGCGCAUUGUGAAUGCCGUUGACGGAACGCACCACCUGCUCGGCGACGAAGUCCUGAACGCCAACGGAGUGUACCAUGGCCAAGUAAAGACUGAGAUCCAGCAGAACCACGAACACCUUCAGAGUCAGCUCACCGUCAAUCCUGCUGACCUGGCGUUGCCGAUGGACAGUGACGUUCACCAGAAGGACUUGCUGAAGGCUAGAAAGAAGUUCAACGAGUGGAAUCAGUACAUUGAGCGUGGAGGCUUGCAGGGACGGCAGGAGAAACCAUUGGGGGACUGA